GAUGUGGGCGUGGCCAGCAGAACAACCGGAGGGCAAGUGACGACGAGUUGUGUUAUCAAACGACUUGACUUCUGUUCGGCCCACCGUACUACUGUCGCUCUACAGGCCGGAGACAUGUUCGCCCUACGAAGCCUCUCCCGUCUUGGGUCGAGACUUUCAGUCCCCGCUCUUGCGAGAAGAGGAUGCUCCGGUUCCGCCAUGGCGUUGGACGACGUGGUGAAUGGACUGACCGAAGAUCAGAUCCAGCUUCGAAAUUCGGUUCGAAAAUUUUUGGCAGAAAAGCUAGCCCCUUAUGCAGACGAAAUCGACAAGAAAAACGAAUUUGCUGGAAUGCGAGAAUACUGGAAAGACAUGGGGGAGAUGGGUUUACUCGGCAUCACUGCUCCAGUGGAGUACGGGGGAACCGGGCUGGGAUACCUGGAGCACGUCAUUGUGAUCGAGGAGAUGUCCCGGGUGUCUGCAGCCAUAGCUCUAAGUUACGGCGCCCACUCCAACCUCUGUGUCAAUCAGCUGGUGCGCCAUGGCAACGAGGAGCAGAAGGAGAAGUAUAUGCCUAAGCUGGUGACAGGAGAGCAUGUAGGGGCCUUGGCUAUGAGCGAGCCCAACGCCGGCUCCGACGUCGUGUCCAUGAAGCUGAAAGCUGAGAAGAAAGGUGACUACUACGUUUUAAACGGCAACAAGUUUUGGAUCACAAACGGGCCGGACGCAGACGUGCUCAUCGUCUAUGGGAAGACGAACCCAUCAGCACAUCAGAAAGGCAUCACAGCCUUCAUCAUUGAAAAGGGCAUGCCAGGUUUCUCCACAGCGCAAAAGUUGGACAAGCUGGGCAUGAGGGGAUCCAACACCUGUGAGCUGCUCUUUGAAGACUGCAAGGUUCCAGAGAAAAACAUCCUUGGGCCUCUUAACAAAGGCGUGUAUGUGAUGAUGAGUGGCCUGGACAUAGAGAGACUCGUACUCGCAGCAGGACCAAUCGGCAUCAUGCAAGCGGUCUUGGACUUUUCUGUUCCUUACCUCCACAUCAGGGAGGCAUUUGGGCAGAAGAUCGGACAUUUUCAAUUAAUGCAAGGAAAGAUGGCGGACAUGUACACGCGGUUAAGCUCCUGUCGGCAGUACCUCUACAACGUGGCCCGAGCUUGUGACCAAGGACACUUCAGCGCCAUGGACUGCGCUGGAGUGAUCUUGUAUUGUGCUGAGAAUGCGACUCAGGUUGCAUUGGAUGGCAUUCAGUGUCUUGGCGGGAACGGCUACAUCAACGACUACCCAAUGGGCCGCUUCCUCAGAGACGCCAAGUUGUACGAAAUCGGCGCCGGCACGAGUGAGGUCCGGAGACUGAUCAUUGGACGAGCCUUCAACGCCAUGUACAAGUAGGGCUGGAGCGGCCGUCUAUCGAGCCCCACCCCCUGGCUGAACCGGACACCUGCCUCAAAUCAUUGCACAACUCCAGGCCUUAUGAUUCGGUCUCCUCCAGCUCACCCGGUCGCAUUUCAUCACAGGAUUAGAUCGCACCGGACUUCAAGUUUUAAAUUAAACGGACUAUUUUGUUUUGUAAUAUACGGUUGAUUUGUUGAUUUGCUCUCCAUUUAUUGACAUCUCUGCUGCUGAUAUUUUUGAGGGACGUUUUCAUUCAUUACCAGUCGGUUCCACAGAACCGACUGGUAAACUGAAAGUCAUGACUGAUGCAAUAUUUGUGGCACUAAUCCGCCCAGAAGAAACUGGACCAGUGAAAAGAUAAAUACAUAACAAUAUACUAUUUUUUGAUCUGAAUACUUCUGGCUUGAGGUUGUGGACCUAAUUGUAGACUUUUGGAGUGUACCGUCGAUUUUUGGAAAUCGAUAGUAAUGUUAUUUCUGUCAUUUGGAUCUUCCUGAGCUGAGGUUUUGUUUCUGAUUCCACAAGAGACCUGGGUACACGACGACGGUAGAUGAGCAAUAUGAUAUUGAAUAUGAACAUAAGCUAAUAUAACCAGGAGGAGAGUUAGGUUUUUAUACACAUGAACAUUGCCUAUUGUAGGCUCCUGAAAAAUGUUGUAUAGAAAUCUUUGUUAAUUUCUAGAGUAAGCGUAAUAAAAGGUUGCACUAAAACCGAUUUUUAACAUUUUGCCAUCUCCUUCCUAAAGGAUGUGAUGUCUUUUUCUGACUGUCGUAGUUUGUUUGAAUGGAAAUAAAAAAAGGCUAAAAGCAGUCCAAGUGAAUGUGAUUGCCUACCGUAACCAUGGUCUUUCUGCAUACCUCUACCCCAACCUCUACUAUCAACUAAUCUGAGUAAUGCUGAAUAUGAUCUCAAUCGGUAUCCCAAUUGAAAGAUGGCUUUGCAGUUGACCUAAGCUCCUAGGUACUGGUCUGAACACUAGAACUGAAACAGAAGGGGAACGUAAAGGAAAGAUUCAAAGUCUGUUCUGUUUUGAGAACACUUCAGAUAGUUGCGAUCUGAAACACCAUUGUGUGUUUCAUAACAUUUCCUGCUGUUUGAAUUUAUUAUGGGGGGGAAACAAUAUUGCAUAUGUUCACUUUACUUUUGAAACAAGCGAGUAAAUGUUUCACUGGAGCAACAAUAAUCAAGCAAUAAACAAGUUUGUUUCUUUGGCGUAGCCAGUUCUGGUGGGACACUCUAUUCAUGCAACCUUUAUCAGCUGACAGCUAUCGCAGUCCAAUGAAACGCUCGUACACUGAGGCCCAAUAUUAUACCACCAGUGUGAAUGUGAUCAGCCAUUACAAGCCGUGUUGAAAUUCUGCCUCUUCUGACAUCACAAAUGGGCGUUUUAGUGGCUUGUAAUGGCUAAUCAAACACACCUGGUGGUAUAAUGUGAGACCUUUAAGACCUUCCAUCUCAAACACACACUUAAGUGUGCUGAGCUGAAUUCCCCCCACAACUCCAGCCUCCACAUGCUCUGGCUAUGCUCUGUAUCGCAUACAACCUACAUAAUGGGAUGAGAUGUCACUCUACCCCAUGGGGGUUUGUUAAGUGCUCCCUGUUGCCAAACGUUGUUGUUAUUCUGUAUCUGACAUCUGUAUGUCAGGCUUUAAAUCCUACAGCAGGCAGCACCAGGAAAGACACAAUACAGCCAAACUAAAGUGUGCGACCACUUAAUGUAAUUAAUGGUUCAAUCUAAAACAUGAGUGAUUCCUGGCAGAACUAGUUUUAGGCAGUUGUUUGCUAUGUCAGAUCAAAUCCAAUUCAUUGACACACAGUUGUCUGCAAGUCUUUGAAUUAUUAAUCGGUUCAAGAUCGUUGAUCAUCAUGAUCUGAAAGCCCUUUUGUAACCAUAAUCUCUCUGAUUCAUGUACAAUCAAUGUUUUUGACAGACUUUAAUAGUAUUUAAUGUUGCUUCAUAUACUUCAUUAAUGCAGUUCUCCUACUCGUAUUUUGUUGAAAUGGCUUUGGAAAAAUAUUGGAAUGUUUAUUUUCUCUUAGUAAUUUGAUAAUCACUCAUUGGUUUGGACAAGUAAAUGUCAACAUUGUUUUCUCUGUUUGCUAGUGUUGGAAACUGUUCUGCUACAUCCAGAAGAUUCACUGCCAUUGGUUUGGACAUAUCGACUUUUCACUCUAUAAUAGCCCCACCAAGCCCUUAAUGAAUUGUGACUUGUCUAACCAUGUUA
Messenger RNA from Gadus chalcogrammus (walleye pollock), 3596 nucleotides. RefSeq names its product isovaleryl-CoA dehydrogenase (gene ivd). The transcript has 12 exons. Gene Ontology annotation, biological process: L-leucine catabolic process. NCBI's taxonomy places the organism in Eukaryota, Metazoa, Chordata, Actinopteri, Gadiformes, Gadidae. Gene Ontology annotation, cellular component: mitochondrion. The record is from RefSeq and is a predicted model, not a curated record. Gene Ontology annotation, molecular function: 3-methylbutanoyl-CoA dehydrogenase activity; flavin adenine dinucleotide binding. The coding region runs from base 115 to 1368 and encodes 417 amino acids.